AUGUCGUCCUCUGCUCAUGGGUUGUUAUCCUUUCUUGGUCUCGACGACGAUAAUGACCGUCGUGAUCAACCUUUCGACUCGAACUCAUCUACUUCCCCCGACAACUCUCCCUCUUCAGCCCCAGCCGACGGCGUAGGAGCCAUCGUCUCUUCUGUGGUGCCCACAACUCAACCUCAACCAACGACCGACCCCGCUACCACCUCUGCCGCCCCCACUCAGGAUCUUACGACUGCUCCCACCACUUCCCCUUCUCCGACUCCUUCCCCAGAGCCCACGACUCAAACUCCGGCCUCCGAGCCAGCAACGAUAUCCAAAGCUACCCCGACGCAGGACAGCAAACCUACGACCUCCCCUCCGCCGGAAUCGCAACAGCAAACGACCCAAGAGUCUGCUAGUCCUGCGCCAGAGACAAGCACUCAGCAACAGCAGCAGCAGCAGCAGCAGACACAGCCACAGUCAACCCAAACAUCCACACAGGCUGCCGCGUCCGAUGCCAAUGAAGCGAGUCCCAACCCGACUACUAGCGUCGCUGCCACAUCUUCUUCGGCGACAAGUGCACCCGCUGCCAACAACGCGCCAACGACCAUAUCUGUUGCCACUACAGGGCGCGUGCAAACGCAAACGAGUACCGAUGCGAAUGGUAGAGUUUGGACAGUGACAGUGCCGGUCCGGAAUGGAGCUACGGACGGCGCCUCCACUGAAUCAGAUGAUACGACUUCUGGUUUCUUUGGAAAUACUGGAGCCGUUGCGGGUGUCUUUGUCGUGCUGGGACUUCUUGUUGCUGGUGUAGCACUCGCCAUUGCGAUCAUUCUCUACCGUCGUAAACGCAGUCAGCGAUUAGACCGAGAGGUCGAUUUUGUCGCUUCAAACCGUUCACAUCGUGACGACGACGAAAAGUCUACAGGUGCACGAUCGACGUUCAUGGAUGGGCCUUACAUUGGGGAUCUGCACCAGGCUCCGGCGCAGAGCGCUGGCACGUAUGCUUUCGAUGAUCCAAGUGGAGGCUACGAUUCAUACGCUUUGAACCUGCCAUCUCAAAAUGCACUCGGAGGAGGCGAUCGGAUGUCCACAGUCACCAAUGCCGGCAUGGCUGGAUUUGGAGCUCAAUCUGCUGCCGCGGCUUACAACACGACGUAUCCGGCACAACCUGAGCCGACAUUAAAUUAUGCGGCUUCCGGAGAAGGCUACGAAGAGCUCAACUCGCCAGUGGACGGUACGUUCCGCUCGGGAAGUCGAACUGGCUAUGCUGUGACGACGGACUCGCAGCCACCGGCAAAUCAGGGCUACUACUUUGAUCCGAGGCAGGCGGAUGAAUUCCACGAGGAUCAGGACGAAAUCUUACAGUAUCCUCAGCGGGCCCACAGACCAGAUAGCAGCGGGAGUGUCGUGCGAGAUCUAGUCAAUGACAGAGGAUUGACGGUGACGAAUGUGUGA
Kockovaella imperatae is the source of this 1434-nucleotide messenger RNA. RefSeq lists its product as hypothetical. NCBI's taxonomy places the organism in Eukaryota, Fungi, Basidiomycota, Tremellomycetes, Tremellales, Cuniculitremaceae. The transcript has 2 exons. Bases 1 to 1434 code for a protein of 477 amino acids. The record is from RefSeq and is a predicted model, not a curated record.